Juglans microcarpa x Juglans regia is the source of this 7539-nucleotide messenger RNA. Its product is annotated as methyl-CpG-binding domain-containing protein 9-like. Gene Ontology annotation, cellular component: nucleus. Lineage: Eukaryota; Viridiplantae; Streptophyta; Magnoliopsida; Fagales; Juglandaceae. Gene Ontology annotation, molecular function: DNA binding; protein binding. The record is from RefSeq and is a predicted model, not a curated record.
UACCAUUCUUUCCCGAAAGGCAAACGAUAUCCAAUUUCAUCAAUUCAUCUGAAUUGCUUCCCGACCCCCCACACGAGUACUCCCCUGGUCCCAUUCCUGUCUUUCGCUCCAACUCCAAACUAAAACCCUUUUGGCAUUUGCGCUCUCUCUCUCAUCGGCCGUAUGAUCCGUACAUUUACUGAUAUCUGAAUCUCCAAGUGAGCAAUGGCACGAGUGCCGAAUCGGGACUCACCAACCUACAACUCGGGGCGGAGACUCGGAUAAUGGAACUCGCCGAUUCAAGCGGCAAACUCAAAGACCAUACUUACUCCAACUCGAAGCCCUCUGAGGCUCGCUCUGGCCUUGGAAUCGAUCUCAAUGAGAUCCCCUCCCCUACUCUCGUCGAAACCCUACCCGAUUCUCUGGAUGUGGUCCGGGCUUACCACGACAACCCUCCGCCGCCUCCGGAGGGACCGGCUGGGCUCCCUGGAGAGGACGACGCGCGGGACCCCGGGGCGUGCGCCGCGUGCGGAAAGCCCGAGGUCAGUGGCCACGUGGUCGUUUGCGACGGCUGCGAGCGCGGCUUCCACUUGUGCUGUACAGGAAUGCAUGGCCGCCCGGCCCCGAACUUGGACGAAUGGGUAUGCACGGAAUGCGAGUCCAGUGGGGUCAAGAGCAAACGCUGGCCCUUGGGCGUCAAGUCCAAGUGUAUUUUGGAUAUGAACGCCUCUCCCCCCAGCGAUAUCGAAGGAGACUGCGACCGAGAAGGCAUGGAGGUCCUGGAUUUGAGAAAACAAGCUCCAGAUGAUAAUCCUUUUGGUGGCAAUCCAUUUGGUGCUCCAGUUACCUCUAACAUUUUGUAUGCGGGAAAUGGCUUUGGCUUUCAAAAAGCUUCUGGGAUUUUGAGACACACUGUCAAACUGGGUUUUGAUGAUAUUCUACAUCAUCCGAAGGUUUUGACUAGAAGACUUGAAGUGGUGGAUUUGGAUUCCCGAUUAGGAAUGCGUACGAGUAGUAAUAAUACAGCUGUUAGGCUACCAUCUCGGAAUCCAAGUGAGAUAUUUUUGCAGGCUCUUGGAGAUUUUGUAUCUGAAAGACAUGGUGUAUUGGAGGAAGGUUGGCAUGUGGAAUUUAGACAAUCAGUGGUCAAUUGUGAACUCUAUCCAGUUUACUGUGCCCCAGAUGGGAAGAUAUUCGAUUCCGUUUAUGAAGUUGCUUGUUAUCUUGGAUUGAUGUCUAACAUCAAUUCUAUGGAGCUUGAAGCAAGAAGUGAGGGGUCUCAGUCAAUAUCAGGAAAGUCUCAUCUGUCUAGGAAAAGAAAGCCAUCAAGAUUUUCAACUGCAAAUGGUUCUGCUGAAAAUAAGAAAAUUUUGAUCAGCGAUAAUUGCAAAGAGAUCUCGUCCAAUGGCCUGACCAUGGAAGUCUGUGCAAGUACAGUUGGUAAUAAUGUAAACAUUACAGAAGUUGGGACAGCAGUGAAUACUGACCCUGGGUUUCAGCAGUGUAAUAAUUGGCUUCCUGUGCAGUUCGAAGAUUUCUUUGUUCUUGCUCUGGGAGAAGUUGAUGCUAGGCCAUCUUAUCAUAAUGUUAGCCAGAUCUGGCCUGUAGGUUAUAGAUCCUGUUGGCAUGAUAAGAUUACUGGUUCUCUUUUUAUGUGUGAAGUGGCAGAUGGUGGUGAAUCUGGACCUAUCUUUAGGAUCAAAAGAUGUUCAUGCUCGUCAUUGCCCAUUCCAUAUGGGAUAACUGUCCUUUGUAGUUCAAACAUUUUUGUCGGUCAAGCUAAUGAAAAAGGUGAUGACAGUACUUCUCAUUAUAUGGAUUGUGAUUAUGAUGGCAGCAUUCAGAUGAUUCUCUCAGAAUCAUGCCCGCCUUCGGAGAAUGAUGUUUUGUCCUGUCUUUGGAGAUGUUCAGAUGGAGCCUGUGAUGUUCAGACACCAAACAGAUUACAGGUUGAAGCUAGUUUAAUUGAUGACAAAUCUGGAUCUAUUUUAUCUGGUGAAUUGAGUUUGAGAGAUGAAAUUGGUGAGAUUUCAGCAGAAGAUCGAUCGUUGUCUUCUGCAUGGAGGAUUGUGUCUAGAAAAUUCAUUGCUACUUGUUCUGAAAUCUGUAAACAGAAAGGCACCUUAAAGUUAUUCUGCAAGCAUGCUGAAAAUGAAAUAGGAAUACCUAAUUGUGAUGCAACUACUAACACAAACAAAAUGAAUUUGACUUCACUAGCUAAAUUUUGUGGUCAACCGAGCUCUUUCACUAUUCCAUCUGUCUUUCAGAGCGACAAGGAGCUGGACACUCCACUUGAGGUACUGGAGAAAUGGUUGGAGCAUGAUAGAUUUGGAUUAAAUGCGGAAUUUGUGCAGGAAAUCAUAGAACAGCUUCCAGGGGUACAUGCCUGUUUGCAUUAUGAAUUUCUGACUAAUAGAGGUAAUUCUUCUACAUCAUUAACUGUUGGAAAUGGUCUCCUCGUGGUUAAAUUGAAAGGUAGAGUGCAUCAUAUUGAAGAUGAAGAAUUAGAUGGUUUAUUUAGGAGAUCCAAAAAGGCCAGGCUGGUUGAAAACCCUGUCAUGUAUGAUCCUCCUCCACCUGGUAAGCCCUUGUGCUUGAGGAUUCCUUCUGAACUUGUUGGUGAUGUUUAUCAGGCAUGGGAGUUACUAUGGCGUUUUCAUGAAAUAUUGAGUCUAAAAGAGCCUUUAUCGCCAGAAGAACUUGAAGAAGAACUCAUCAACCCAUGGUCAGGUGGUGAAAAUCUUCUAGAAAAAUUUGGAAAGGAGAACCAGGGGAGUCAAGGUGUACAUUCAGAUAGAAUUGAUCGUACAGGUGGAUUAAUCUUAUCCCCAAGCUGUGAAUCUGGUCCAGCCCUAGAAGAGGAAAGCUCACAUGAGUUUAUACGAAUGGAAACUGGAGAAAAGAUGGAAGCAACUCAAGCUAAAUAUGCAUCUUUUACUUCCAGUAGAUGCUCUGGUGUAACUUUGACAAAGGCUCACAAGUCACUGCUAAGAGUGCUGGUAGGUGAGCUGCAAUCCAAGGCUGCAGCACUACUAGAUCCGAAUUUUGAUUCUGGAGAGUCGAAAUCAAGACGGGGAAGGAAGAAAGAUGUGGAUAGUGGUAUUCUGGCAAAAAGAACUGAGAUCAAUAUGCUCCCUAUUAAUGAACUAACUUGGCCAGAAUUAGCUCGAAGAUACAUUUUGGCUGUCUUAUCCAUGGAUGGUAAUCUUGAUUCUGCUGAGAUUAUGGCUCGCGAAAGUGGUAAAGUCUUUCGCUGCUUGCAAGGUGAUGGUGGGGUGCUUUGUGGCUCACUUACUGGAGUGGCUGGGAUGGAAGCUGAUGCUCUUUUGCUUGCAGAGGCUACAAAGAAAAUUUUUGCUUCUUUGAACAGAGGAAAAGACAUUCUUAUCAUAGAAGAUGAAGGGUCUGAUGCAGAUGCAACUGUUGGUGCUGAAAAGAAUAAUGUGAACGAUGGUAACAUCCCAGAGUGGGCGAAGGUGCUGGAACCAGUUAGAAAAUUACCCACAAAUGUGGGAACACGAAUUAGAAAGUGUGUUUAUGAUGCUUUGGAGAAAGCUCCGCCAGAGUGGGCAAAAAAAAUAUUGCAACAUUCAAUCAGUAAGGAAGUGUAUAAGGGCAAUGCCUCUGGGCCUACGAAGAAAGCUGUUCUUUCAGUGCUAGCUGAUGUGUGUGGUGAUAAAGUGCAACAAAAGUCAGUAAAGGGAAUAAAACGGAAGACUGUUGUUUCUAUAUCUGACAUUAUUAUGAAACGUUGUCGUAUUGUAUUACGUCGUGCUGCUGCUGCUGAUAAUGCAAAAGUUUUCUGCAAUCUGCUGGGGAGAAAACCAAUAAAUUCAAGUGAUAAUGAUGACGAGGGUUUUAUUGGAUCUCCAGCCAUGGUAUCUCGUCCUUUGGACUUCAGGACCAUCGAUUUGAGGUUGGCAACUGAAGCCUAUGGUGGAUCUCGGGAAGCUUUUCUUGAGGAUGUUCGGGAGUUAUGGAACAAUGUCCGAACUGCUUAUGGAGAUCAACCUGAUUUUGUUGAUUUGGCUGAGACAUUAUCUCAGAAUUUUGAAGUAUUAUAUGAAAAGGAGGUUGCCACUGUUGUCCAGAAGUUUGCAGAGUACACUAAAUUGGAAAGCUUUAAUGCUGAAACAAGAAAGGAAAUAGAUGAGUUUCUUGCUUCUGCUACUGUGAUUCCCAAAGCCCCCUGGGAUGAGGGAGUUUGCAAAGUUUGUGGCAUUGAUAGAGAUGAUGACAGCGUCUUAUUAUGUGACACUUGUGAUGCUGAGUAUCAUACUUAUUGCUUGAAUCCUCCACUUGCAAGGAUUCCUGAAGGAAACUGGUACUGCCCUUCUUGUGCUGGUAAACACAUCAUUCAAAAUCCAUCUGAACGCAUUCAGGUCAUCGACCAACAGAGUAAAAGGCAUCAGGGAGAAGUUAGCCGUGUUUACCUGGAAGCCCUUACACAUAUAUCCUCUGCAAUGGAAGAGAGAGAGUAUUGGGAUUUCAAUGUAGAUGAGAGAGUAUUCCUGCUCAAAUUUUUGUGUGAUGAGUUGCUUAACUCAGCUCUUAUUCGUCAACACCUUGAGCAGUGUGCCGAGUCAUCAUCUGAAUUGCAGCAGAAAUUUCGUGUGCUCUCUGUAGAAUUGAAGAAUCUUAAGGCCAAGGAAGAAAACUUGGCUGCACGAGCUGCAAAGGCUGACAGCACGAAUAAUGUUGUUGGGGAAGUUAGUAUGAAGGAAGGUGGUGCUAACACACUUGCAAAUGGUUUUGAUAAACAUCCAUCUGUAUCUAGUUCUGACAAUAACAUCCAAAUCAUGAAUCCAUUAGAUGCUCAAGUUCAUUCAAAAGAUGUUCAUGGUCCUGUAGAUGACAGAAAAGCAACUGGAAAUCUUUUCUCCUGCGUGGUUUCUCAAGAGACUGACAAAUCCAUUAGGCCAAAUGGGUUGCCUGCGUCACAUUCUUUAUCCCAGGAACUUGAUGGCUUCGUUGGAGAAAUCCAUUUUCAUGAUAGCCCACAAGAAUAUGAGAGAAGAGACAAUACUUUGCCUCCGUCAGAUCAGCAAGGACAUUUUACUCCUACCAUGGUGAGCGUUCACCAAGCUCAAAUGCCUGUUGCUGCAAAUGAGUCACAAGCCUACUACCUUGAGUUGAACUCUGUUAAGAAUGAUGUUGCACUUCUGCAGGACUCAAUUACUAGUAUAGAGUCACAACUUUUGAGGCUAUCUGUUAGGAGGGAAUUUUUGGGAAGUGAUUCUUCGGGUCGACUAUAUUGGGCUUCAGCCACACUGAGUGGACAUCCAAGGGUUAUUGUUUGUGGUAGUAUUGUGCCGCACGAAAGAAAAAUUAUGUAUCAAGGAGGCCUCAUGGAUAAGAAUUUUGUCAUGCACAGUUCUGCUUUAUUUGGCUUAGAUACUUAUUUGAAUUUAGAGGGAUCAAAAGCUUGCUGUCCAUUCCCAUAUGAGCUGAACGAUGCUAUGGCCCUUUGUUCAUCAUGGGCUUGUUAUGAAAGUGAUGCAGAAAUUGAUGAACUGAUUGGUUGGUUGAAGGAUAAUGACCCCAAGGGAAGAGAACUGAAAGAGUCCAUUUUCCUGUGGCAUAAGCUGAGAUUCCAGGCCUCUUGGAAAAAUGAAAGGCAAGGGCAGGAUGAGCCUGAAAUGGUUUUGUCAUCGAGCAGAAAUAGUGAUAUAGUUGGAUCUUCAAAUGGUCUUGUUACCAAGGCAGCCAAAUUGCUUGAGACGAUGUACGGUCCAUGCCUUGAGUUGGAAACAACUGAAAUUUUGAAGAAGCGUGGUAAGAAAGCAAGAGUAGCCAAUGAUGAGAAGAUGUACAGGUGUGAUUGCUUAGAACCCAUUUGGCCUACUAGGCACCAUUGCUACUCUUGCCACAGAACCUUUUCCACUGAUGUGAAACUUGCGGAGCACAAUGAUGGCAGGUGCAGUUCAGGUGCACCAGUCGCUGAGAAGAGCAAGGAAACGGUUGAUAUAAAGAAGGGCAAAGGAAAUCCAAGAUGCGAGGUUGUUCGAGAAGAGUUCAUACGGGAAAUGGAUGUUUUAGAAACUUCAAAAGGUGGAGGUUCUCAGCUCAGCUCGAGGUUGAUUAAAUAUCAGAAUGGACUGGUAUGCCCGUAUAACUUUGAUGAGAUCUGUUCCAAGUUUUUGACACAGGAUUCGAACAAGGACUUGGUGCGGGAGAUAGGACUUAUCGGUUCAAGCGGAAUCCCAUCUUUUGUUGAAUCCAUAUCUCCCUACCUGGGUGAUUCUGUGUUGCUAAUGUUAAGUCCUCAGAAAGACGUGGGUGGUCCAGUUGAUGGGCCCAACCCUACUGAAUGGCCAGUUACACUGGGAAAUACUAGUAGAACAAAUGCAGGCCAUAACAGUGGACGUGACAAUUCUCCCAGAAGAUCUGCUGCAACUGAAGACAGUCAAGUGCUAAAAAAUAACAAGCCAGCUCUCGGAUAUUUGGAAAAAAGAUCCUUUUUAGAUGGCCAUUCUUCAGAUAUAGGUGUCAAUUGCUGCUGUGUGGUCCCCGUGGCUUCAUUGAGGCCAUUAGUAGGUAAGGUUUUGGAGAUUUUAAGGCAACUCAAGAUCAACUUACUUGAUAUGGAUGCUGCACUCCCUGAAGAAGCUCUGAGACCAUCAAAGUCACAUGUGGAGAGGAGAUGGGCCUGGCGUGCAUUCCUUAAAUCUGCUGGUACAAUAUAUGAGAUGGUUCAAGCAACAAUCAUAUUGGAGGACAUGAUUAAGACAGGAUACUUAAAGAAUGAGUGGUGGUAUUGGUCUUCACUCUCAGCUGCUGCAAAGACUUCUACUCUCUCAUCCCUUGCCUUACGUAUAUACUCCCUUGAUGCUGCUGUCAUAUAUGAGAAGAUCCCAUCCAGUUUAGAUCAGAGUGACAAAUUGGACCCUAGCAGCAUACCAGAUCUGAACCCACUUCCAAGCUUGGCUUUAGCGGAGAAAUCCAAGGUCACCAGGAAGUCUAACAAGAAGAGGAAGGAGCCAGAUGGUUAAGCUUGGGACUCACGGUUAUUUAUUUCCCAAGUAAUUCGGUCCAGGCAAAUUUGAUCCUGGGCGAAGCACCAGCGGGCAUGUGCCUGUUGCACCAGCGGACAUGUGCCUGUUGAUGAUCAGAGAAGCACAUUGUGUGUCAUAUCGGGUCAGAUAAGUUGUGGGAACCUAUUUGGAAGGCGGCUGCUGCAAAUCUUAUGCGUGUACAUAAGAGGUAAAGCUGACUUGCUAACUCGGAUGCUCGGUGGGGAAGCAGAGUUUGCUUGAGCAUCUGCUCGGAGGAUAGAGUGAUAAUGUAUCAGGAUUCAUCCAAUUUUGGAUUGAUUCCGCCGCAGCCUUCAGGUUUAUUGCUUGGAAAGAGAGAAUACUUGGAAGGAUAAUUUUCUCACAAAGAGCAAGGUCCAUAUACAUAUAAUACAGGGAAUUCAUGUAAAACAAGCAAAAAGGAAAAAACAAAACGAAAUUAGAAAGAGUCGAAGUUGAGCAGGUCUAGUCAUAUUCCAUUCUUUAUUCAUCAUUCUGUGCCCCACCGUGCUUUUGUUGUUUUGGAAUUAAAUGAGGUUUUGAUGGA